UUCACCAAAUUUAGACACCGAUAUCGAAUACUAAACAAUGAGGAUGACUCACCGAAUAUCUCUGACAAAUGCGUUGCCAUCUCCUUGAAACUGAGCUCUUGAGGUAACUUUGGCAACAUAUGGCCAGUAUAACGUGCAUGUUCAUUGCUUCCCAACCUACGUACCAACAAUCGAGUCUUCCACGCGUCGUCUUGGUUACAGAAUUCUGUUCUAAAUGUAUCUUCCCAACGCUUGAACCACGUGAGAAAAGUAUUUCCACUUUCGGGAUCAUAGAUGAACUCUGGGAUGCUGCUAGCAGCUCCAUCACAAGACGUGCUUGAAAUAACAUGUGAACUCGAGCUGUGGAUGUUGAACUGUUGAGUCAGUCUCCAACAACCUCAUUUGUGCACCAAGUUGUGCUUGCUGUUGUUGUAAGAUUCGGUUAAGCUAGUCAUCUGAUGUGGGCAUCUUGGAUUUGUUUUCCUUUUUCCCCGUCGCCAUUGUUAUAAUCUCUUUCUUACGGUUAUGACCCAGCUAUUCCUAUUGCUUAGUAUUCUCGGACACCGAUUCACUCGACAAGUCCCCAAAUCAGAACACGAUUGAACAGGAAAGAGAUUAUAUUCCAAAUUACAAGGUUACAUGGAAGUAAGAAGCACAAUAGGAAAAACGUUUAUUUAUUUAUUAUUUUAUUUUAGCACAUAGAUAUUGGUACAAGGAGGCACCAAAUGCAUAUGCGCUACACAAAUCUCAUUCAAUAUGUGUGAGGGCUGUGAUACUGCCCAGGUCCCCAAACCGAAGCAGGUGGUUUUCUUAGGGGGCCACACCCGGAGCCUUCGACCUGAAGGUCUAAUCCACAAGGCAGUGGAGCAUCGUAAGGAGAUGCAGUCCCAUGGUAGCUGGUUACCAACGAUUGGUUCAUACGCCAUUUGUUCCCUCAGGACACUGGAGCUCAUGUGCACCAUUGGUUUAGAAUCCGGUUAAAGCGCCAGACAUUCGCUUUUCGUCCUCUCAUUUUCGUAAACAACACCCCUGCCACGAAAAGGCAGUGAGUAGAACUUCUCUGGCAGAGGCUAUAUACACGUGGCCAUGUGAGAGCAUUUCGAGAGGGAGAGCGGACUCUCCUCACUCUCGGCCGUACCAGGGCAUUUGGGGGCAUGGGAAGAUUCUAGAGUAUUCUCCAAGUAUCGGCUAGUGCUGAUUGGUUAAGAAUUAGCCAAUCAGCGUGCAUUAAAGCAAUCAUGCAUUGAGCAUGCUUUAAUCCAGUCUAUGUCCCGCUAACAGACUUCAUGUUUACAGAAAAAUAUCCAGUUCUUUCAGUUUAUUGAGAUAAGUUCUCGUAGCAAUCAUUACUGUCUCAAUUAUUUAUGUUUCGAAGGAUUUGUUUUGGGGCGGUAAGGUUAAAAGCAACAAAUUAAAUUCUGAGGGGUGUGGAUAUACAUUACUGAUUGUACUGGAGUGUGGUGAAGGUAAAAUCUCUGCCUCAGACGACCAGUAUCUGAGUUGACAUUGCCUUAUAAAGAUGGUAGGAAAAGGUUUAAAAAGAUCAGUCCUCAAAUUAACACACCAUGACGCUCCGCGAAUUUCCAUCGCCGGUGGUAAGUACAGGGCCAACAGAGAAUGGUACUCACAAAAAGGACAUGUGACCACCGACCUGAAGCAGUUGUUCUUGGUCUUUGUGAUCAUACUCGCAUGUCGGCGAGAUUACUACCAGUCCAGUUUCUUUUCAAGGUGUCUAAGGACAAAGUAUCUUUCGAUAGUGUGGGUAUCCGGAAAGUGACGACUGCUGUCAUACGUCUGAUAGCACUGUGGAUUACUUUGAGUGGUCAAUUGUGUGUUUGUCUUUGUAUGUUGUUUUUUAUAACUGCAAUAAAAGAAAUUCAUAGAUUUUUGAAUAUUUGACCGCUGAUCUUGAAUAAGGGUGAGCAUAGUUUCGUGGUGGCCUACUCAAAUGUUUGAAUCGUUAAUGUUUCAACUGUACAAAUAUUUUGGAGUCUAAGCACUCUAUAUACGAUGGAUGGGAGUUUGAUAAUUGAAUACGAGUGAUAGCCACAGACUGUUAUGAACACAAAAUAUGUUCUGACUAAUUACAAUCUAAAAUUACAUCAAUGAGAUGUUUACUGUAACAUUCCACAAUUGGUUCUGAGACUUUCUCGCUGUACCACAAUUUAUAAUAUUCAAUAAAUGUGAUUGUAUCAUUAUGUCAAUCAGUUAGUCAAACUGAAGUAUAACAUUAAACAAAUGUCUAUGUCAACAACAGUUACUACACCAGUAGAUUAAACCUAUUUUAAUAAAUUACAAGUUUAUGUAACUGGCUUGUGAUUAUGUUAUUUGUAUUAAAACUUUAGUGAGUUUUCGUUCAAUUUACGCAGACCAAAGUAACUGGAACACAGGAUUCGAGCCUACAACCUCUGAUUAAAUCAUAAUUCUUUAUUUUGUUGUUUUAUAAAUAUAAUAAACCCUACUUUAUUCAUUAAAGAGGAAGAAUGUAUUUGUAAAAUCUCAGUGGAAGAAUUUGAAGUAAAUCCAACCUUUCGCCUAGCAAUCUGGUCCAAGCUUUUUCAAGGAAAAUAUAAUAUAAUAUAAAGCUUGGACCAGAUUGCCUGGCGAAAGGUUGGAUUUACUUCAAAUUCUUUCACUAAGAUUUUACAAAUACAUUUUUUCUCUUUAAUGUUUCACAUUAACUUGGCGCCCAAAUGCUGUGAAACUAUUCGUCCCUACUUUAUUCAGUUUAAAUUCUCAAAGUUUAUUUCUAAUUGAAUUAUUAUUUCAAAAUAGAAAACAUCUAUAUUUUCUCAAUGGAAAACGGAAGAAAUACUAAUCUUCGAAGUCUUGUUCGACCCGUUUCACCAUUAUCCAGAUGGCAAAAACCACCACUUCCAAUUGAUACUGCUGAUGACGAUGAUGAUGAAAUAAGAAGAGGUGGUGUUGAUCGUAAACGUUUAGAUCGUCGAAGUAGAAGUCGUUCCCCAGCGUUGUUUUCUUCUGUACAUCUUGCUUCAAGUGGACCUACUAGUGGUGUAGAGAUACAGCCAAGUGAAGAAACUAGACGUAUUAUUGUACGUCGUCCUUUACAAGAUACAAAAGAGGAAGUAGAAGAUUAUACAGAAAAACAGUCAAAAUCAAAACCUAAUGAUUAUUCACGAUCGAAUAUUGAUGAUAAUAAACGGCGUUUAAGAGAUGAACGAUCAAAGAAACUGAUGCCACGACCUAUUCUAUUCAAAAACCGUCCUGUACCAAUCACUGCUCCAAGUGGAAUUGACCGGGAGAAUACUUGUCCUAUGCUGCUUCGUUUAUUUUAUUCCACAAACGCACGUCAUUAUUCAUUGUCAGAUUAUAAUAAACGUCGUACACCGGAAAAUGAGAUACAAUUCAAUACAUGGAUUGACGCAACGCUUGCAGAAUUAGCUGAUGAAGUACGUAAUGUUGUGCCCAUAGCUAGACGUCGUGGUACACGUAUGCAUUUUGCAAUAGUCUAUCCGGAUAGUCGUGGUACUUAUGGACGUCGUCAAUUAGGUGUUGUUAUUACUGGUUAUGGAUUAAACUCUUGUGAAUUUGAUAAUAAUUCUGCUGAUACAACAACAAAUCGUAAUAAUAAUAAUAAUAUUCAGAGACCUUCUAAUUUGAUUGACGACUCAUCAGUAACUCUGUUGUCGAAAAAAUUCCAGAUUGGUGAUUAUGUGGAUUGUGCAAUUGUUGAAUAUACUCCAGGUUCUUUAGGUGGUUGGUCAUCUGGGCGACGUCCACUUGGUCCACCACCACCAUCAACAACAACUGGAUCUGAUCCACAUGGUUCUGCACUUGAAGAAGCUCGAAUGAUAUAG
Molecule: messenger RNA, 3800 nt
Organism: Schistosoma curassoni
Lineage: Eukaryota; Metazoa; Platyhelminthes; Trematoda; Strigeidida; Schistosomatidae
Source: the annotation of a GenBank genome assembly